AUGGCUGAUCUUAAUGGUGGUUCUUCGUCAAAGUUUCUUUUGGUUUCAAGAAAACAUGAGAAUUCGUAUUUCAAGUCGUUUGCUAGGAGGAAAGCUGAACUCAAAGGGCAUAAGAGGGUUAGGGUUGAUAGUGACUGUGUUGGUGUAAUAGAAGUUGUUAGUGGUAGUGAUGGUGAGGCAGAAGUUGGUUCUAAGUCAAAGGCAUCUCGGUCCGUGGGUGUCGUAGGAGAGGCGUCUGAUGUGGUUGUUAAUGUCGAGUGUGGGGUUGUUGAUAUGGAGAUUUCCUCGGAUGAUGAGGAUGUUCAGUUUAUUGCAGAGGUUCCUUGUCGAGUUACCGAGGAGGAACAACCAAAACCACCAGUGGUUCAUGAGGAAGUUCAGCCUGAUGUAGAAGAGCAACAGGAAGAUGAUGAGGAAGAAGAUGAGGAGGAAGAUGAGGAAGGAUAUGAGAAUCAGACACAUGACGAGGAAGAAAAAGAUGAAGUGGACGAGGAGAGUGAGCCUUAA
Molecule: messenger RNA, 507 nt
Organism: Chenopodium quinoa (quinoa)
Lineage: Eukaryota; Viridiplantae; Streptophyta; Magnoliopsida; Caryophyllales; Amaranthaceae
Product: myelin transcription factor 1-like
Exons: 3
Coding region: 1-507 (168 amino acids)
Source: RefSeq, a predicted model, not a curated record